AUUCUCUCUCUGGAUAUUUUCUCUAUAAGAAUCCUAUCAGCCCUCGUUGCCCGAAAACCUUCUCCAUCCGUUUUCCCGAUAUCUCCUCUGUUUGUUUUUCCCAAUACUCCUUUCUGCCACUGCCAGGAUAUGGGUUUUCUUGACAAGCUCUGGGACGAGACUGUCGCCGGACCACCGCCGGAGACUGGCCUCGGGAAGCUCCGGAAGUACAAGUCCCUGUCAGCGUCGCGGUCACCGCCGAUCAUCAACCCAGAUGAAGUCCAGGUUACUCGGAGCAUCACCAUUCUCAAAACCAACUCCAGUUUCCGAAACUUUUCCCCCGACUCCGUCUCGGUCCCCAACUCGCCGGCCGGGUCCAGCGCUCCCGAGUCGCCCUUUACGCCCGGGACGCCAACUGGGGAUUACAAGACAGAUGCGAGGAGGAAAGCGGCAUUGGAAGCCUUCGAACGCGCAGAACCUAGAAGUCCGACUGUUUACGAUUGGUUCUCUCUCAUUUUUAUUUUUUUUCCACUCUUUCAGACCCACAAUUGAAAUUCUAAAAUUUUCUGAUCCAGACAAGAAACCCCACGAAUCUAGAAAGAAAAGAAAAGAACAGAAACUAGAAUCUGGGAUAUGGGUUCUGAAACAAUGAUUUUUUUUAUGAGUUGACCUUUGGUUGACCAGCUUUUCGUGUGUUGCAGGAUAGUGAUAAGUUCUUUGGAUCGUUGAGAGAGAGACGAAGUUUGGAGAUUUUGGGUGUGAAGAAUCGGCAAAGAUACAUUCACGUACUAGAGAAAACCUGUGUGGGGAUCUCAUGAUGUGUCUGCUGUAUCUGCAUGCAGGGAGAUCAUAUAAACUAUGACUUGUAUCUAGUUACUACAAAUAAGGAGAUGGGUUGGAGCAGAAGGAACCAAGGAUUCUUGGAGUUUUGAUGAAGAGGAAAGGGGCCAGAGUAGGAGAUGAUCUGACUUGUAUACCUCCCAUGUGAUUUGGAGAGCUGGGUUUUUUGCUGUUAUGGUUCUUUUUGUACAUACACAUAUAUGAUGGGCCUUCUUUGCUUCUGUAUCAUUUUUGGCUCCAAGUCCUAUGUACAUAUAUGGGUGGUCUUCUGCUGUUUCUCUUUGUUGGUUGUUGGUUUUUUUGUGUAUUGGGAUUUGUUCAUUUUGAACACCCUCCUCUUUGAAUGAAAAUUCUAUUGUGUGUGCUUCGAUA
Molecule: messenger RNA, 1191 nt
Organism: Vitis riparia (riverbank grape)
Lineage: Eukaryota; Viridiplantae; Streptophyta; Magnoliopsida; Vitales; Vitaceae
Product: dormancy-associated protein homolog 4
Exons: 2
Coding region: 130-531 (133 amino acids)
Source: RefSeq, a predicted model, not a curated record